Messenger RNA from Alternaria ethzedia, 1656 nucleotides. It is a transcript of the gene CNA1, whose product is annotated as 3',5'-cyclic-nucleotide phosphodiesterase (PDEase) (3':5'-CNP). The transcript has 5 exons. The coding region runs from base 1 to 1656 and encodes 551 amino acids. Gene Ontology annotation, biological process: fungal-type cell wall organization; calcineurin-mediated signaling. Gene Ontology annotation, cellular component: calcineurin complex; cytoplasm. Gene Ontology annotation, molecular function: calmodulin-dependent protein phosphatase activity; calmodulin binding. Lineage: Eukaryota; Fungi; Ascomycota; Dothideomycetes; Pleosporales; Pleosporaceae. The record is from RefSeq and is a predicted model, not a curated record.
AUGGAGAACCAACCGCAGGACGUCGACCAGUCCAAGUACAUUGACAAUGCUAUUCGCGCCGUCCGUGAGAAGAAGCCGCUCCCCGAGAUUGACUUCACCCUGCAUACUAUGGAGGAUGGAAACCAAGUGAGCACCCAGGAACGUGUGUGCAAAGACGUACAAGCACCCGCCUUCCACCCGCCCACCGACGAGCAAUUCUUCUCCCCUCAAGAUCGCACAAAGCCCAACAUCCAAUUUCUGAAGCAGCACUUCUACCGCGAAGGUCGCUUGACCGAACAGCAGGCGCUAUGGAUCAUAAAGAAGGGCACAGAGAUCCUCAAGUCGGAACCCAACAUGCUGGAGAUGGACGCACCCAUUACCGUGUGCGGUGAUGUUCACGGGCAAUACUACGAUCUCAUGAAGCUGUUCGAAGUCGGUGGCGACCCAGCAGAGACGCGCUACCUCUUCCUGGGAGACUACGUCGAUCGCGGCUAUUUCAGUAUAGAGUGUGUUUUGUACCUCUGGUCGCUCAAGAUCUGGUACCCCAACACCCUCUGGCUUCUCCGAGGAAACCACGAGUGCCGCCAUUUGACCGACUACUUCACAUUCAAGCUCGAAUGUAAGCACAAGUACUCCGAGGCUGUGUACGAAGCCUGCAUGGACUCGUUCUGCGCACUUCCCCUAGCGGCUGUUAUGAACAAGCAGUUCUUGUGUAUACACGGUGGAUUGAGCCCCGAGCUUCACACUCUAGACGACCUGAAGAGCAUUGAUCGUUUCCGCGAGCCACCCACCCACGGCCUCAUGUGCGAUAUCCUCUGGGCUGAUCCCCUCGAGGAAUUCGGUCAGGAGAAGACCAACGACUUCUUCGUCCACAACCACGUCCGCGGAUGCUCAUACUUCUUUUCGUACCCCGCUGCGUGCGCUUUCCUCGAGAAGAACAACCUUCUGUCAAUCAUCCGCGCACACGAGGCGCAAGAUGCUGGAUACCGAAUGUACAGGAAAACACGGACGACUGGUUUCCCCAGUGUCAUGACAAUCUUCAGCGCGCCGAACUACCUCGACGUAUACAACAACAAGGCUGCGGUUCUGAAGUACGAGAACAACGUCAUGAACAUCCGACAGUUCAACUGCACACCGCAUCCAUACUGGCUACCUAACUUCAUGGACGUCUUCACAUGGUCAUUGCCAUUUGUCGGCGAAAAGAUUACUGACAUGCUCAUUGCGAUCCUAAACACCUGUUCGAAGGAGGAGCUCGAAGAGGAGACGCCCAGCUCUCUGGCUUCCGGUCCAUCAUCGCCACCCCUCUCCAGUCUCGACCCAGAUUCGACCGAGUUCAAGCGACGUGCGAUCAAAAACAAGAUUCUGGCGAUUGGUCGCCUCUCUCGUGUGUUCCAAGUGCUGCGCGAGGAGUCUGAGCGUGUCACUGAGCUCAAGACUGCAUCGGGUGGUCGACUUCCCGCGGGUACGCUCAUGCUCGGUGCGGAGGGAAUCAAGCAGGCGAUCCACAGCUUCGAGGACGCACGCAAGGUUGAUUUGCAGAACGAGAGGCUCCCGCCGAGCCACGAAGAGGUGCGAAAGUCUCAGGAGGUUAGCCGAGAGCAGGCUCUCGAGAAGGCCACCAAAGAAGCCGACAACGACCAAGGUCUCGCGACUGUCGCAAGACGCAUCAGCAUGUAA